GUGCAAAAAAUAGCUUAUUUUUGUGUAUUAAGUAAAAGGAAACAGAGAAAAUACACUUUAGUGUAGGAGGGAUUGAGGGAAUAUUAAUUGCAACUAAUAUUUAAUGUCGAACAAAUAAUAUUCCAAAAUUAUGGGUACUAUACAUGACAGAGAACGGAGGUAGUGUGAUAUAAUUGACAUUAUCAUAGGUUUCUAUUUUUUCCUUUUGUCAAAAGCACUACCAAAUACUUAAAGUUUCUUUCUUUUAUACUUGUACUUCUAUUGGUAGUUUGUUAAAGUUCCACUUCCACCCAAUAUAAAGUUGAAACUGUAUAAGUCUAAACAAAAAAAAAAAAAAUUUUAAUAAACUUUAUGUAGUACAAAUACUAGAAAUUGUAGAAGUUAUUCUUCUCCAUCUUCUCGUAAUUUUAUUGGCGCAAUAAUAUGGCAAUGGAGGGUGUUAUAAUUGGCCUUAGCCACCCUCUUUUGGAGUAUGAGAAUGAAUGGGAUGUAAACCACAAGCAUUCAACAAAUGAAGGCGACUCCUCUUUCUUCAAAGCUUUCUUCAAUGGCCUAAACGCCCUUUCAGGGGUUGGAAUUCUAUCAGUACCAUAUGCUCUAGCAUCAGGUGGCUGGUUAAGUCUGAUACUGAUCUUCAUUGUCGCGACAGCAGCAUUCUACACGGAUUUGCUUAUAAAACGAUGUAUGGAAGCUGAUUCAAGCAUAAGAACAUACCCUGAUAUAGGGGAGCGUGCAUUUGGGAAGAUUGGAAGAACAAUAACAUCAGUAUUUAUGUGCACAGAGUUAUACUUAGUUGUUACAGGUUUCCUAAUCUUAGAAGGCGACAAUCUGCAUAACCAUUUUCCUGGUCUGAAAUUGGAAACUUCUUGGCUGCAACUUGGAGGAAGAGAGAGUUUUGUGCUGCUUAUUGCCCUUAUCAUUCUUCCCUCAGUUUGGUUGGAUAAUCUUAGUAUUCUUUCGUACAUCUCUGCUACUGGUGUCCUCGCUUCUGUUGUGAUUAUUGCGUCGAUUUUACAUGUUGGAACAUUUGAUGGGAUAGGAUUUCACAGUAAGGGUGAUGUACUAAAUUGGUCAGGCAUUCCUACUUCAGUUAGCUUGUAUGGCUUCUGCUAUUGCGCACAUCCUGUUUUUCCUACCUUGUACAACUCAAUGCAGAAAAAACAUCAGUUUUCUAAGGUACUACUUCUCUGUUUUCUCUGCUCGACUAUUGGUUAUGCAUCAAUGGCAAUCAUUGGAUAUCUGAUGUAUGGUUCGGAAGUUGAAUCACAAAUAACUCUGAACCUUCCAACUGAUAAAAUAUUCUCUAAAAUUGCAAUCUAUACAACGUUGGUUAAUCCUCUAUCCAAGCACGCGCUGAUGUUAGAACCUGUUGUGAAUUCUACAGAGAGCUGGUUCCCAAAUCUUCACAACAAAAAGCAUUUCAAACUUGUGUUAAGGACAAGUUUGGUUGCUACUCAAGUCAUUGUAGCAUUGGUUGUUCCGUUUUUCGGGUAUCUCAUGUCUCUAGUAGGAGCAUUUUUAAGCAUUACUGCAUCAAUCACACUUCCAUGCUUGUGCUAUAUAAAAAUUACAGGCAAUUACAUGAAAGGUGAAGGAUUAUUAGUGGUUGCUACUGUUGUAUUGAGUGUAUUGAUAGCAAUAUUUGGUACUUAUACUUCUUUAGUACAAAUCAUACAAGGAACUGUUGUUGGUUAAUUAUUUAAUAUAUUGUUAGAUUGUUAGAUGCUACACAUUGAAUGAAGGAUUUGUUUGUGUA
Messenger RNA from Chenopodium quinoa (quinoa), 1756 nucleotides. Its product is annotated as amino acid transporter AVT1I-like. The coding region runs from base 424 to 1695 and encodes 423 amino acids. Gene Ontology annotation, cellular component: plasma membrane. NCBI's taxonomy places the organism in Eukaryota, Viridiplantae, Streptophyta, Magnoliopsida, Caryophyllales, Amaranthaceae. The record is from RefSeq and is a predicted model, not a curated record. The transcript is spliced from 3 exons.